Molecule: messenger RNA, 702 nt
Organism: Phytophthora sojae
Lineage: Eukaryota; Oomycota; Peronosporomycetes; Peronosporales; Peronosporaceae
Exons: 2
Source: RefSeq, a predicted model, not a curated record
GUGGGCUGCGCGAGUCGCCGACUAAACCUGGCAGUCCCACUGUACACGGCCCCACUGGAGAACGCGCUGGCUGGUAUCCAGAAGCUCAUGGUCAAGCUGAGAAGUCUGAAUCAAGCGGCGAAACUACGUUUCAAGACGACACGUAGCCCUGUGCUGCGCAACGACACUCGCUGGAGCUCCACCUUUGCGAUGCUCGACCGUUACGUACGGCUUUUGGAGUUCAUCGACCGCGAGGACGAUGCUGUAGCGGAGCUGCUCCCGUCUCCCAGCGUGCACAAAAAGCUCAAGGGCCUCCUGGAAGACCUCAAGCAGUUCGAAUCAGUGUCCAAGCGUUUACAGUCCGAGUCGGUAUCGCUGUGGGAGGUGCGGGUCAUGUUCGACGCGCUAAUCGCCGAGAAACCUGCUCUCAACCAAUAUCUUGGUACGCGUUUAUUGCUUCUGCUAUUGUUGCUACUUAUUUUUUCUACCUUGUUUUUUAUAUUUUUAGGACCACGGGCGGAUAUUGUGGCGUCUCCCGACUUUGAGUCUGCCUGCGUCAAGAUUCAGCAGGACAACCAGCACGCGCUGUCCAGACAGGAGAAAAUGGCGGUGCGGCCGUUCGUGGUCAACGCUAGCAGCUGCACGAACGAGGGCGAGCCCGAGGAACUGGGCACCGACGGUUCGCUGAACAGUGCUGAAGCGGGCUCGGGUGACGUCGGAUGA